UUAAUUAUUUCAACAAAAUUGCCACGGAGUUUCUGAAAAAUUUGGAAAAGCAGAAAGCAGCAGCCAGCAGCAUACGCGGCUGCAAGCAUUGCCGCCGAGUAGCGCGCAUUUGCGAAACAACCGCAACAGCAGCACAGUUUCUUCGAAAAUCAGCAACGAGCUCCGAAUGCGCAGCGAGUCAGCAACACGCGACGAACGAUUGUAAAAAUCGAAAUAAAAAACACACACGCAUACAGACAGUGUCAAACGCAGCGACGCAGCACAGGCAUUAAUACACAGUUUGUUGCAGACACGCAAUGUGCUAGAGUGCUAGCCAGCUAAGCGCUAAGAGACAGUUGCGAUUUUACGCAAAUCAAGCAACGCGCCACACAUUUCGCAGCCAACAAGUAAAGUUAUACUUUAUAGCACCUUUCAAGCGAACAGUAAUCUUAACAACAACACGCACAACAUAUGUAGUUGAUGGCCUCAAUUGAAACAGAGAUGCCGCCGAUGCAUGCGGCUGAGACCGGUGGCGUGGCCGGUGGCGGUGUAGCCGACAAUGGCAGCAAUAACAGCAACGGCAACGCUAAUGGCGGCAACAAUGCCGCAGCAGUCGUCUCUAGCGGACCACAUUCGAACGGUAGCGGUGUCGGCGAUGCCGGACAACCGGGCACGAAUAGCAAUAAUAAUACGAUCAGCGCGGCUGCAGACUCCAGCGAUAACCAGCCGGGCACACCGCAGCCACCCACUAAUGGCCAAUUAAUUGCCAACAACGAACAGCAACAACAACAGUUGGGUCACAAUCCCUACGCCAUGUACAGUUCGGUGGCGACCACAACGAAUGGCAACGUCGGCUUGCCACAUAUGUACGGUAGCAGCAUUUACGCUACAGCUGGCAGCCAACCAGAUAUGCAGCAGCAGCAGCAACAGCAACCACCAUAUCCCAGCUAUCUGAACUCAUUCGAGCAGUUCUACCAACAGCAGCAGCAGCAGCAACAACAACAGCAACAUCAAGCGGGGGCUGCCAUGGAUUAUGGACUGAUGUAUGGCGCUGGUGGCAACAGCAAUGGCAGCAGCGACUACAAGUCCAACCAGUCGGCAGUUAGCAAUGUGCGCUAUCACCCCUACCUCAACAACCCGACUUCAUGCAGCACCGGUGACGGCAACAAUCGCAAUGGCACGCCGGAAAAUAAUACUAACGGCGUUGUUAACGGCGGCACGUUACCGCUGCCACAAAGCAGCACCGCCGUGUCGACCACCACCAAUUCGCUGAGCCCACGCUUAGUCAGCUCCAGCAGUCCAACAUCGACUUCGACACACAUGCAGUUAAGCGGUAGCUCUACAACCGGUUCGCCGGGCGGCAACUGCAAACUACAAUGCAAGAAAUGUGGACUCAUGUGCGCCAGCGACAAUGAACUGCAAGAGCAUAUUACCAAUGUGCAUGGCGCCUCGCCAUAUGGCAGCAGCGGCUACUCCAGCUCGCCGUACAUAAAGGAGGAACUCUCUUCGGGCUCGCAACAGCAGUCCACAGCCACACAGGGCGGCAAUCCGGGUGAGCUACUAGAUUUGGAUUCACAAAAGAUGGUUUAUCCGCCCGCACCGGGCAGCAUACAAUCACUGCUACAUCAUCCACACCAAAUGCAUGAGCCAGCAGGUGGCAGCGAUCCCCUGCACUCCAUGCACAGCAUGCAACAACGCGCUCUACCCGGUUGGGAGCAACCACAGCCGCCAAAUAAUGGCAUGCAGGAGGGUAUGCCAGCCUACAUGCAGCAACAGUCCACACAACCGCAGCCAGGCCAACAGCAGACUGACUUGAGCGGCAAGCCACCGCAUGCGAAUCAAUCGCCGUAUUACUCGCCCAAACAGUCGCCUUAUCAUGUGCCAGGCAGCAUGCCGAACGGCGCAACUGGCAUGUCUAUAAAACAAGAAUAUGGCUUGAUCAAAACUGAGUACCCCGACUCACAGAAUUAUGUGGAUAAGUCUUUCGAUCCCACUGUAACCGCUGAUAUAUGUCAACAACCCCCGCCCUCCGUACAACAACAGCAAAUGAUGCCGGUUUCCUCAAGCCCAGCUGAGUUUCCUACGACCACAACUGGGCCACAGGAUCCGCAACAGCAGUAUCGUGGCUUUGAGCCACCCUCUUCGUCAUCUGUUAAUCCAGUCAGUUUGCCUACUAAGGCCGCCACUUGGAAGUCGAAUGAGGCACGUCGACCGAAGACAUACAACUGCACCGCUUGCAACAAGUGGUUCACUAGCUCGGGACACCUGAAGCGUCAUUACAAUACCACCUUGCACAAGAACGCAGUCAAGUCUAGCGGUCAGCCAGAUCCAGCAACGCUGCCAAUAUCUGCGCACCAUCAUCCGACACGUGAUCCAACCACAACAACUAAGUCACAUAGCCGGCGCAAUAACGCUAGUGCCGCUGCAGCAGCAGCUGCCGCCGCCGCCGCACAACAACAGCAACCACCAGCACCGGUGCAGCCACCCGAACCGCCUAGAAAUUCGCCGGACUUUGCACAAGGUGCGGGUAUGGGCAUGUCGCAGUACUCCGCUUCACCAUCGCCGACACAACAAAUGCAGAUGAACGGUGUACCGUAUGGCGCCAACCCAGGCGGCUAUCAGCCACAACAACAGCAAUCGCAAUACUUAAAUCAAGUGCAGUCAUCGACGAAUAGUCAUUCGCCCAGCCAUAUAAAUGUGCCGGGUAUCUCGCCAAACAACUCACAAACCGUCUUGAACGGUCACCCAAACGGGUUAGCAGGUCCCUCCGCCCCAGUAACACCACAACCAAUGCCGUCCUCCCACACGAGGGGCCUGCUGAACAAAACAACAACCACUACCACAAAGAGCGAACCCUUGGAGGACAACUACCCGCACAACAGCAACAGCAACAACAGCACAAUGCACAUUCGCUCGCCACAGCAGGAAACGGAAUCGGACACGGAUCCGGAGUUGGACAACACGCUGUCGUCGGAGGAGCGGGAUCGCUCCCAAAUGGACAUGGAAAUGCUGCAGCAGCAGCAACAGCUACAACUGGAAGAGGAGGCAGCAGCAACAGCAGCAGUGGCAGCGGAACAGGCACAGGAGGCCGAGGUACAGUUACAACGCCACCGUCAGGCACAGGCGGAUCUGGAGCAGGGGGAGGAAUUGCAGGUUUUCCACCAUCAGCUGUUGGAGGAAUUGGAGGGGCCGCAACGACAUUAUCACAACACAACGCCCACGCUCAAUCCGGCGUCGGAGCACAGCAUGCGACCGCUAUCGCCCCUUAUUACCUCCCACCAGCACUACCACCAGGAGCAGCUGCAGCGUCCGCCGGGAAUGGUGGACAACAUUUUCUCUCCCAUGCAGCCGCCAGCGGCAGUCACUAUGCCAGCCAAUAUAAUGGAUCCCCAAUACAACAUCCUACCUUUGGGUAUCAACACGCCGCCGCUGCUCAGCAGCAGUAUGCAGCUGCUGCCGCCGCAGCAGCCCAUCACCAGCACCAGCACAGCUACUAUGGUCAAUAUGGGCAGCAUCCAUAUGCUGCACAGCCGCCACCACACCCAGCAAGCGGAGCCGGAACAGCCGGAGCGGCUGGUGUUACCAUCCAUGCGCAGUAUGCUGCUCAACAAUACCAGCAUACAGUCGCCGGUGGACCACAUCAAUUCCAUCACGCCGCAGCUGCUGCCGCCCAUCACCACCACCACACAGCAGCUGCUGCCGCCGCUGCAGCAGCAGCCGCAGCUGCACACCACCAACACCAUUCCAUCAUUCCAGCAGCUGCAGCAGGAGUCGGAGCUGGCGCCGCUGGAGCCCACAAUGACUUAUCACACUACUAUUGGUAAUGAGACGGCAAUGUCUAGCGAAGAUGGAGAAGUGAUUACCAUUAACAGCAGUAAUAGCAGUAACGAAAGUAACGACUACAUACACUUGUCCACAAUGGAUCCGUACAACGGAAUGCAACCACAGCAGAUGAUCACCGCUGACGGGCAAUUACUACAGUUUAUGCCCUCUUCACUAAUGGGUCAGCCGUUCUUUGCAUUGCCUCCGCAUACCACUUUACGUGAGUCAUAUCCACGUUCACCGCAAGAGGGCGACUUGCCGCCGGCUCAUACGAUUUUAGGCAAUGGUGUGAACAUGCAAGAGCACCUGUACCUACAAGAGCCAUCGCAGACAAUGGACAGCGGUGCAGUUGCACCGUAUUCACCAAAAACUGAACUGGCCAGCCCGGACACGACCAGUAAAAGCGAUAUUAAUACAACCGUUACAAACCAAAAUGAUGAAAGCGAUAGCUCAACCGCUGGCAACAAUACCAAUAUAAUCGACACAACCACCGAGAACACCACCGCGAACGGCCGAAAAAACGCCACCAAAAAAGUUGCGAAACCACGUAGACCAACUAAGCGUCAAAGCGCAUCAAAACGGAAGAUUUCGCCCUCCCAAUGCACCACUACGCCCCGCUCCAUCACGUUACCGAAUGGUCGUGUCAAAUGUCUGGAAUGCGAUAAGGAGUUCUCCAAAAACUGUUACCUCACUCAACACAACAAGAGCUUCCACUCCGGUGAGUACCCAUACCGUUGUGUUACCUGCGGUAAGCGCUUUGCUGAACCGGAGGUUCAUCGUGUGCAUAACUCACGACAUCAAGCCACCGAUAAGCCACACAAAUGUGAUCAAUGCCCCAAACAAUUUCACCACAAGACCGACUUACGUCGGCACAUUGAAGCCAUACACACGGGCAUGAAACAGCAUGUCUGUCCAUUGUGUAAUAAGGGCUUCUGUCGUAGAGAUCAUUUGCGUAAGCAUGUUGAGACACAUUCGCGUCCCAGAGUAGUCGCCAGACGUGUGCUUAAUGCCAUAGUUGCAGAGGGCUUAUUUGAUAUGACGGAACUGGAGAAACCAUACAGACCAUAUGAAAAUGACACGACUACCGAGACGAAAGACGAAGAACAAGACCAAAAUAACACUAGCUCAGGCCAGGACCAGUGCACAGAACCGAAACAACCCAAGGCUAAGAGGCGAAAAAAGAAUAGUAAUGUUAAGACCGAGCCAGUUGAGAUGCCACCACCACUAUAUACAGCACCAAGAGCGCGUGCAACGUCGACGGCUGUAAGUGGUGAAUUGGACGAGAACAGCUACUUAAUAAGUUCGACUGACGAGAGUUACAUAGAUGAAGAUAGUUUGAUUAUCGAAGAUCACGAGUUAGAAGAUGAAAAUAAUUAUAUAAUUAAGGAGGAACCAUAUGUAGAUGGUAUGCCAUAUGCAGAAGCUAUGCCAGAAAAGCAGCUGUCAGCCUUCUUUUGAUCAAGUGACAGCAGUAAUUAGUGGAAAGAAAUAUUAGAAAUACUGAAAAGGCAUUGUAGUUGGGUCAGGGUUUUUAGAGCAUUUUACAGUAAAUAAAGAUGAGGUAGAAACGUAACAUUCGAGUUAUUUGUGUAUAGAAUAGAAAUAAGAGAGUAGCAGUAAGACCAUAAACUAUUCAGAGUUUUUGGGGAAGUCUCAGCACUAGUACUUACAGCAUUUAGCGGACUCAGCACUUUGCAGCGGCGUUUGCAACGUCUGAGCUGCUAAGUAUUAGCUGCGGGUACCAAGUUUGUUAUGUUUUAGGAUGUUUGUAUUACAAGUACACUGCAAUACAAAUGGUGCUACAAUUUCGGUACAACGUAGAGAGUAGAGUGACGGAGACUCGAAUAGGAACGUUUGUAUUACUGUGUUACUAUUCUUCCUUGAAGACGAGCAAUCCGGUAAGCUUCACAGCAAUAAGAUGUUCGAGAAACGCAAGUUUCAGCACGUCUCAGUUGCUAAGACCUUCGAGCAACGCAAGUUUCAGCACGUCUCAGCUGCUGAGCACUAACUUGACGCUCCAGACUCUAAUCUUGCAGGUUUAAGAAGCUCCAGAGAGCUACAUAUAGAAGCUAGAGACCCUGCCAGCGCUUUUAACCACACGGUUCGUAAGUGUGACUGUACCCUCGGUUCAAAAGUGGGGUUCGAAUUUCUGUAGAGCUACUUCACCAUAUUAGCUAUGACUUUUAGUAGCAAACCAGUAAGGUUUCAAGUCUAGUUGAAAUAAACUGUGGACCAGACAAUAAACCGACCAAAGUAACGUAAGCGUUGUGCCAUUACAGCGGUCCGUAUACGAAAAACGCGCUAUGUUGUGUGUCUUAGCACGUAAAAUGCGAGGCGACAGUGCCUUAUCGAUGUGAAAGUGUUGAAUUCGGGAAAUUAGCGGCAAGUCCACUAAUUAGAGCUGGAUGGUUGGGAUUUUUGUGCGUUUUAAGCGCAAUAACUGUGAGAUCUUAGGGGUUAUGUUGUGCCUAACUUGACUACUGCACGAAGUUGUGCAACUAACGGCGCUGUGCACUGGUUCGGACGCCUAAAUCAUACGUUUAUUUGCGGCCUUAGCUACGAGCCGCUUGCCAAAUGCAACCAAAACCACCUCAAAAUGCCAUAUUUACAAGUACAUAACUAGAUUUGUAUGAAUUGAAUUGAAUUUAUUAUUUUCAACGCAAAUACCUCAGCAGCGAAACAAUGAAAUAUACUCAGGGUAGCCAACUAAAAAUAGUAUUA
Messenger RNA from Bactrocera tryoni, 6522 nucleotides. RefSeq names its product signal element on autosome protein 2 (gene zld). The transcript has 2 exons. Gene Ontology annotation, biological process: regulation of transcription by RNA polymerase II. Lineage: Eukaryota; Metazoa; Arthropoda; Insecta; Diptera; Tephritidae. Bases 460 to 5259 code for a protein of 1599 amino acids. Gene Ontology annotation, cellular component: nucleus. Gene Ontology annotation, molecular function: DNA-binding transcription factor activity, RNA polymerase II-specific; RNA polymerase II cis-regulatory region sequence-specific DNA binding. The record is from RefSeq and is a predicted model, not a curated record.